CAAAAGUCUACAUUACAAUGGGCCCGCUUUUUCUAUUGAAUGAGUAAAAAGCUGACACCGGAAAAAUUCCCAGGCAAUCGUCAUUCCAUAUAUUUACGCGGACAAAUUAUAACUCUGUGUAUCUUCUUUAUUCCGCGGAGGAAGACUCCUGUCGGCGAAGAUACCGAAGUCUGUGAAAAACCACGAACGUUACAUUGAUUGAAGAUGUUUUGCUAACGGCUCUCAUUUGGCUCCAUAAUAACAAAUUUAUUUGGCUCGACAAUAAGCACGACGAAGUGCUAAUCAUCUGUGGAGAAUCAGAUUUGUUCGAGAUUCUGUUGUUGACAAGCUUAACUUUGAAUUUAACUCAAAAUAACUGCCUCAUGUUCUGGUUUAAAAAGAUAUCAAUUUUAUGUAAAUACAUGGAGUGAAAGCCAUUUGUUGGGGUGAAUUUUGGGUCUCAUUAAUUUCCUUCUGAAAGCAGGUCCAAUAAAUCAUGAAAAGGCAAUUGGAAGUUGAGUUGUUACAGCGCUACCGUCGUGAUCGGCGAGAACUCCUUAGAUUCAUUCUUUCAGCAGGUAUAAUUGAGAAGAUUGUGACACAGCCUGGCACUGUUUCACUGGAUGAUGUUGACUUUGACAAAUUGAGUGUGGAUUAUGUCGUUGAGUGUGCAAAGAAAGGUGGGACUUUGGACCUUUCAGAAGCAGUCAAGAAAUAUUACGAUGAGCUGAAUAAUCCGCUUAUGAUUGAUUCUGAGCUUGGUAGAUCGUAUCUUUUGGUUUCAAAUCCGGAGUCAUCUGGACCACCACCUAGGCGGUCACCACCUCCAGUUCUUGUCAGUUCGUCAACCCGCUUAACAAAAAACCAUCCAAAAUCAUAUCCUCUUUACUCUACACCUUCACAACAAUCAUCUGUUGAGGAGGAGAUUGAUGAUUUUGAGGGUGGUGAAGAAGAUGAUGAAUCAAUGAGCGAAUAUGUUCCAAGACGCCAGUUGAAUGAUGCUAAUGAGCUUCAUUUGGAGCUGCCACCUUUCAAGUCAGGAUUAUCCAACGACGAUCUUCGAGAAACAGCUUAUGAAGUCCUAUUAGCUUCUAUAGGGGAUGCUUUUGGUCUGGUAAUGGCAAACAAAGAAAAUAAAAAGGAGAAAAAGUCCAAGUUUAUGAGGAAGCUCACAGGUAGCAAGAAUGGAAAACACAAACCUCAGCCUCAACAAACAUCAGAGUUUGUUGGAUUGCUCAAUACCAUACGUGUACAAAUGGAGAUCUCAGAAUCAAUAGAUAUGCAAACAAGAGAGGGUUUGCUUUCUGCUGCAGCAGGUACAGUGUCCAAAAGAAUGGACACUCUUUUGAUUCCCUUGGAGCUUUUAUGCAGUAUCUCAGCUGCCGAGUUUUCUGACAGAAGAUUUUAUUUACGAUGGCAAAAGCGACAGCUAAAAAUUCUAGAAGAAGGGCUUAUAAAUCAUCCUGCAUUUGGGCUCAAGGCAACCGAGUCAAUGGCAACUGAAUUCAGAGCUCUCCUAUUGAAGAUUGAAGAAGCUGAGGGACUUCCUUCUCAAGUAGGCUCAGCUCAGAGAGCGGAAGCUCUAAGAGUGUUGCGAAGAAUUACUAUUCAAGCUGGUGGAAGGCCAGCAAAAGUUGAUAUAUCUGGGGAAGUCUGUCACUGGGCAGAUGGCUAUCAUCUAAACAUUCAGCUCUAUGAGAAAUUAUUGUGUAGUGUUUUUGACACCCUAGAGGAGGGGAGACUGCUUGAGGAAGUAAAUGAGAUCCUUGAACUGCUCAAAUUGACAUGGCGUAUUUUGGGGAUCACACAAACUAUGCAUGACGCAUGCUAUACAUGGGUGCUGUUUCGUCAGUUUGUUAUGACAGGUGAAUCUUCCCUUCUUCAACAUGCAAUCCUGCAGAUGAAAAAGAUAUCAUCACAUGGACAACGGAGUGCCCAAGAAUGCACAUAUAUGCAGAGUCUGUGUUGUUCAGUAGAAAAUGAUGAUGCUCAUCGGGAACAAACCUUUGUGGAGUCUUUGCUUUCACCGAUCAAGAAAUGGUGUGACAAGCGGCUUCGGGAUUUUCAUUUGAUGUCUUCUAAGGAAUCAAGUAACUUUGAGGGGAUAUUGACUGCAGCCAUGCUUUCUGGAAGGCUUAUUGCAGAUGAAUGUGAUCACCAUGAGGUAUCUAGGAUGACAUCAGCUGCAGAGAUGGCUUUAGCUGCUAAGCAGAUUGAAGAUUACAUUAUAUCCUCCACUGAUGCUGCAUAUGAAAGGGCACUUGCAACUUCUAAUGCCAAAUAUGGAACUGUACAUGAGCACCCUCUGAGAACACUUGCAGAAGCUGUGAAGAAUAUUGCUCAAAGAAUUUCAACUGUCUUUAGCCCUGUUUUAUCUCGUUGGAAUCCUCAAAGUAGUGCCAUUUCUGCAUCACUUUUACACAGUCUAUAUGGAAGGGAACUGAAACCUUUCCUUGAUGGAGUGUCACAUCUUUCGGAAGAUGUUAAAGCUGUAUUUCCAGCAGCAGACAUACUGGAGCAGUAUCUAAUUGAGCUUGUAUAUUCUGUAAAUGAAGAGGAUGAGGUGAAUGGUUGUUACAUGCAAGGGAUGGCCCCAUAUCAGGUUGAAGCAAUUUCUGCUCCAUUGCUUACACGUUGGGUUAACAUUCAACUUGGGAGAAUUGUAGAAUGGGUUGAACGGGCAAUUCAACAAGAGAGAUGGGAUCCACUGUCAGCUCAGCUACGACAUGGAGCUUCUGUUGUUGAAGUUUUUAGAAUUGUGGAGGAGACAACGGAACAAUUUUUCAAUUUCAACUUGCCAAUGCGGUUUUCACAGCUUAAAGUCCUUGCUAAUGGCUUUGAUAACACUUUCCAAUUAUAUUGCAAGAAUGUUAUUAAUCAGCUAGUUGAUAAAGGUGAUCUUCUACCACCCACUCCAAUUUUAACACGACACAAAAAGGAUUCUGCAGUCAAUGCUUUUACCAAGAAGAAAGUAAGCGAUACCAGAGAACGGGAUGAAGGGCGUGUUAGUGAAAUUACUGACUUGUCAACAUCUAAGCUCUGUGUUCGUCUAAAUUCUUUGAAUUAUAUGCUGAAACAACUGGAUUUACUUGAAGACAAUAUUAAAGAUCGUUGGGUUCAGGCAAGGCCAAGGCGAAGGUCAAUUGAUGAUGAUAUCAGGUGCUCUUCUGACAAGCUGAUGGAUGGAUUCUCCUCUAUGUUUGAUGAAACAAGAAAGGUUGUUGAUGCAGCUACAAGAAAAAUUUGUGAUUUUACAGGUGUUAAGAUAAUCUUUUGGGAUAUGCGAGAAAAAUUCAUAGACAAUCUGUAUAGAGGCAGUGUCUCACAAGCUCGAAUAGAAAGUGUCAUUCAAGUUCUUGAUUCGGUCCUUGGACAACUAUGUGAUGUCAUUGCAAGCCCUCUUAGAGAUCAAGUUGUUAUUGGACUUCUUCAAGCCUCUUUGGAUGGUUAUGUUCGGGUAUUGCUGGAUGGAGGCCCUUCUCGAGUCUUUUCUCAAGAUGAUAGAAGAUUGCUUGCAGAAGAUUUGCAAAUAUUAAAGGAUUUUUUCAUGGCAGGCGGAGAUGGGCUUCCAAAAAAUGUGGUAGAAAAUGCAUUUGCCCCAGUGGAACAAAUCGUGAAGUUAUAUGGUCUCAAGACAGAAGUUAUUAUUGAGAGUUUGAUGCAUGAGAGCGAACACAAUUCUAUAGGAGAUGAUCCCAAAAGAUAUGGAAGUAGAUCAUCCAGAGAUGCAGACACUCUUUUGCGUGUUUUGUGCCAUAGGAGUGACAAAGAGGCUUCAAAGUUUCUUAAGAAACAAUACAGGCUGCCUAAAUCUGCAGCUUAUGAUGAUACACCUGGUAAGGAAUCAUCACCAAUGUCUCCAUUUACUGGUGCAUCCAUGACCGAUCUCCUCAAAAGGAGUGCAUCAAUUCGUUGGGGUACAGAUGGUCAGAGAAGCUUCAGAAUGUUAAAACAGAGGCUACAAGAAGCUACUAUAGAAUUCAGACAAGGAGGUUGGUAAGAAGGAUGGUUGUUGGUCCAGAAUUAUCUGAAAAACAAGAAUUAUUUUUCUUCUAGUGUGAUGACUAACAAUCGGGAAUAGUAAUCUUUAUUUUUGAGAGAAUCUUCAGAGCGAAUUUUGAAGAUGCUUCUGGAGAAAUUUUCCAGCAAUGAUCAAGUCGUAUGCAAGAGAAACAUGGAGAUGGUGCAAACGACAUCCUCAUCCCCUUGAAAGAAAUUAUGUUAUCUACAUUUUUUGUAAGCUAUUGCAUUAAGUUGUAAAUGUAUGUACAAUGUAUUACCUCGUUCAUAGUUAAGUAGGCAAUGAUGUACCAUUUCAUUCUUAAUUCAUUUUUGAGGUAUGGUUAAAAUUUGCCAUGUCAUAUUGGUUUCCUUGAGUGGGCAAGUUGGGAGUUCGUUUGUUCAACUUUAAUGAAAGAACAUUGUAUAAUAUAAAUUGCUAUACAUAAAUAGAUUUAUUCAGAUCA
Molecule: messenger RNA, 4445 nt
Organism: Cryptomeria japonica (Japanese cedar)
Lineage: Eukaryota; Viridiplantae; Streptophyta; Pinopsida; Cupressales; Cupressaceae
Product: protein unc-13 homolog
Exons: 29
Coding region: 476-3979 (1167 amino acids)
Source: RefSeq, a predicted model, not a curated record